Lathyrus sativus (Indian pea) is the source of this 339-nucleotide messenger RNA. The record is from the annotation of a GenBank genome assembly. Lineage: Eukaryota; Viridiplantae; Streptophyta; Magnoliopsida; Fabales; Fabaceae.
AUGCGCACACGAGGCAAGGAUGGUAGGAUCCCUGAUUGCGGUUUAGGAUGGGGUGAAUCAUUUAGAAUGGCUGAGAAAGAGAAUACUGGUGCAUCUGCAUCAGCAAGACAACCUGUUGGAUAUUCGGGAGAACCAUAUGAUACCUCUCUUUUGGUUAAGUACGAACAUCAUAUUGCUAGACAUAUAUGGUUCGGUGAGGAAAGAGGUACGAAGAAAGAGUUGAAGGUAGCAGGACAUAGGUUGAAGCUGAUUAAGAUGGUUCCACUAUAUCUUCCUGGUUUCCGCAUUUGCGAAGAGAUGGCAUCUAGAGACAUCUUCAUUUCACAUGACGUUUGGUGA